Malus domestica (apple) is the source of this 2804-nucleotide messenger RNA. The record is from RefSeq and is a predicted model, not a curated record. Lineage: Eukaryota; Viridiplantae; Streptophyta; Magnoliopsida; Rosales; Rosaceae.
GUUUCAAUUGAGUUUGGUUUGGCUCCCUGAUACUGUGCACCCAACAUUGCCAAGUAAGAGAUGAAGAAGACGGGAAGAAGGUUCGAUGGAGGCGGGAGGUCCCUCUCCGAACAAAAGCAGAAGGUUCUCCGUUGUCGUCUGGAGACCUUCAAGCACCUCCGCUCCUCCUCUCUCGACGAAAUCGUCUACCAACUUCGCACUAAUUACAAAGACUACCACCGCAUCAAGCUCCAGUCUUUCACCAAGUUCGUCCAGCAAACCCUAGACUCCCCUUCCUUCAAGCUAUCCAAAACCCUAAUCCAUGUCAGCGACCUAGAAGACGACGAAGAAGAUGAAGAAGUCGACCAUAGCAAUUCCAAGAGGAGGCGGAAGGCCAAUAAGAUGGAGGAGAGAUUGCAGAGAAUGGAGACGGCGCACGUCAGAAGGAUUCGCCAGAGCAAUGGUGAUCGUCCAUCUUCAGAUGAUGAUGAUGAGGAAGAAGAGGAGGAUGAGGAUGGGGCGGUGUCGACAUCGGACUCGGACGACGCCAUAUACAGCGAGAAAGUGGAGCCGGAGUUUGAUGUGAUGAAAUCGAGCCUCCGGGCAUCUUAUAUGGGAUCCAGCAGCGCCUUGAAGCCCAAGGCGGCCGAGGAGAAGAAGGAGAAGAAUGUAGAAAUUGAGCUUCCUGGUCGCGAGAAGGUUGGGCUAAUGAGCGAAAAUGGAGGGCGAGGGGGGCAAGAGACAUUCCGAGAAGCUGAAGCCAAGGGAUCGGUUUCCAGAGAGGUUGAGGUGAAGGGGAGUGAGGGGCCGAGGUUUAGAGACUUAGGUGGGAUGGAGAAGGUGAUUGAGGAGCUGAAGAUGGAGGUGAUUGUGCCGCUUCGCCAUCCAGAGCUCCCGCUGUGGCUCGGAGUUAGGCCAAUGUCUGGGAUUCUGUUGUAUGGCCCCCCCGGCUGUGGCAAGACCAAAUUGGCUCAUGCCAUUGCCAAUGAAACCGGCAUUCCCUUUUAUAAGAUUUCUGCCACCGAAGUCGUCUCUGGUGUCUCAGGUGCAUCCGAAGAAAAUAUACGAGAGCUUUUUUCUAAAGCUUACAGAACUGCCCCUUCAAUUGUAUUUAUUGAUGAAAUUGAUGCAAUUGCUUCGAAAAGAGAAAGUUUGCAGCGUGAGAUGGAGAGGCGAAUUGUCACACAACUAAUGACUUGCAUGGAUGAAUCUCAUAGGCUUGUGCAAUCAGCUGAUGCAGAUUCUAACUCACAAAGUUCAGAUAACAAGUCUGGCUAUGUUCUUGUAAUUGGAGCGACCAAUAGGCCUGAUGCUGUUGACGGUGCUCUAAGGAGGCCUGGUCGAUUUGACCGUGAGAUUGUUUUAGGCGUUCCAGAUGAAAAUGCUAGGGUUAAGAUUCUUUCUGUGCUUACACGCAACCUAAAACUUGAAGGUUCUUUUGAUCUUCUUAAAAUAGCCAGGUCGACACCAGGGUUUGUUGGGGCCGAUUUGAAAGCCUUGGCUGACAGAGCUGGUAACAUUGCCAUGAAAAGGAUUAUACACAAGAGGAAGACUGAUAUGUCGGUAGAUACCAUGGAUGAGGAAGGCAAUGAAGAGUGGUGGAUGCAACCAUGGUUGCCUGAAGAAAUGGAAAAGCUCACAAUCACUAUGGCUGAUUUUGAGGUCAGUUGAGUGGUUCAGCCGUCGUCAAAAAGAGAAGGAUUCUCUGCAAUUCCAAAUGUAAAAUGGGAAGAUGUUGGUGGAUUAGAUCUUUUAAGGAAGGAGUUUGAUCGCUAUAUUGUUAGACGUGUUAAAUAUCCUGAGAACUAUGAGGAAUUUGGAGUAGAUUUAGAGACAGGAUUUUUGCUCUAUGGGCCUCCUGGAUGUGGUAAAACACUGAUAGCAAAGGCUGUCGCUAAUGAAGCAGGAGCAAAUUUCAUUCACAUUAAGGGGCCCGAACUUUUGAAUAAAUAUGUUGGAGAAAGUGAGUUGGCAGUUCGGACAUUGUUUAGUCGGGCAAGGACAUGCUCACCAUGUAUACUUUUCUUUGAUGAGGUUGAUGCAUUAACAACAAAGCGGGGGAAAGAAGGCGGAUGGGUUAUUGAGCGGCUGCUGAAUCAGCUACUUAUAGAGUUAGAUGGCGCAGAGCAGCGACGAGGUGUAUUUGUUAUUGGUGCCACUAAUAGACCCGAUGUAAUGGACCGUGCUGUUCUGCGGCCCGGUAGGUUCGGUAAACUUAUUUAUGUCGCCCCACCCACAAAAGAUGAGCGUGGUUUGAUCUUAAAAGCACUUGCGAGGAAGAAGCCUAUUGAUGCUAGUGUAGAUCUGAGUGAGAUUGGACAAAGGGAAUUGUGUGAAAAUUUCAGUGGAGCUGAUCUUGCUGCACUGAUGAAUGAGGCUGCUAUGGCUGCUCUUGAAGAGAAAUUGACAUUACCUGAGAGGAUUUCAGAUGCAUCUACAUGGACGAUAAAAGAAUCUCACUUUGAGAAAGCACUGGCUAAGAUCGCAGCAUCUGUAACUGACCAGCAAAUGCAAUACUAUAAGAGAUUUGGUGAGAGCCUCAAAGCACCAAGAAACAAAACAUAAGCCACAAGUGUCGCAGUGAAGAGUAAGUUGUAAAUGUUCUUAAGAGCAACGGUUAGAGAGAAUGUGCGAGAAGAAAGCAAAUUUUGACGGUGAUCAUUAAAAAAUUUUGAAGACAAGGGUUGGGUAUUUAUAUUAUUUGCCCAUUUUCUUGUAUUUAUUCAUAGAAUGUAAAUUAGAAUCGUGGCAACAGUUAGAGAAUGUUUGAGAACAAAGCAAAUUUUGAUAGGGAUUUUUUAUAAAUAUUUUCCCAUUCUCCUUUA